CCCCGCCCCGCGCCCCCCCCCCCCCCCCCCCCCCCCCGCGUCUGCCCACAUUAUCCUCGCCUCCACCAACCCAAAUUCGGUCGAUUUCAGUGCUCCAGAAGCCGACUGCUCGUCUAGCGGGUCUCCUCUACGCUCCGGACGAUGGUGGGGCUCUCGGAAGGGGAGAAGCACUUCAUCCGCGGCGGCAUCGCGCAGGACAUUCGCACCGACGGCCGCAGGCGGCUGCAGUUCCGGGCACUCUCCGUCGAGACCGGAGUCAUCCCACAGGCGAAUGGUUCAGCGCGUGUCAGAUUGGGUGCCACGGAAAUCAUCGCUAGUGUCAAGGCUGAAUUGGGGAAACCAAGCAUUCUUCACCCUGACAAAGGAAAAGUUUCUAUUUUUGUUGACUGUAGUCCAACUGCUGAGCCUACAUUUGAGGGUAGAGGUUCAGAAGAAUUGUCUACUGAGCUGUCUGUUGCUCUGCAAAGAUGCCUGCUAGGUGGUAAAAGUGGUGCAGGCGCUGCAAUUGAUCUGUCAUCCCUAAUUGUUGUUGAGGGAAAGGUAUGCUGGGAUCUGUACGUUGAUGGACUUGUUGUCAGUUCCGAUGGUAAUCUACUAGAUGCGUUAGCUGCUGCAAUAAAGGUUGCUUUGAGUGAUACAGGUAUACCAAAAGUUAAUGUUUCUCUUAGUGCGGCAUCUGAUGAGGAACCUGAGGUUGAUGUAAGCGAUGAGGAAUUUCUGCAGUUCGACACCUCCAGUGUGCCUGUUAUCAUUACAUUAACCAAGGUGGGUCGGCACUACAUUGUUGACGCUACCUCAGAGGAAGAGUCCCAGAUGAGUUCUGCAGUGUCGGUAUCAGUCAAUAGGAAUGGCCAAGUAUGCGGGCUAACAAAGAGGGGUGGUGCAGGGCUGGACCCAAGCGUCAUCUUCGAUAUGAUAUCAGUGGCCAAGCAUGUGAGCCAGCAGUUUAUAGCUCACUUGGACUCAAAGAUAUCUGCUGCUGAAGCUGAAGCAGCUGCUGAGUGAGAAGGAGGGGGGGGGGGGGGGGGGGGGGGGGGGGGGGGGGGGGGGAGGGAUAGCGGGGAAGAGGUUCAUGUACACGUGCUUAAUCUUAGUGACCUGCUGCCCUCACAAAAAAAGGCGAAAAAAGAAAAAUCUUAGGCGCUUGCUUAGAAGAGAAGGAUUAUUGUAGGAAUGUUUAGGAUUUGGUUCAAGUUUAUGCCAGUAAAUCCCAAGGAUUUGGAUCCAAGAGUUCCUUUCCAAACAGUAGCGUGUUGCCUGGGCUUAGAAGAAACAUCAGCUGACAUGCAAAGUUUUGCUGACGUGGAGAGAUGUCUCUCAUAUAUGCAUAAUGUUGCUCCUA
Panicum hallii is the source of this 1342-nucleotide messenger RNA. RefSeq names its product exosome complex component RRP42. The coding region runs from base 142 to 1005 and encodes 287 amino acids. NCBI's taxonomy places the organism in Eukaryota, Viridiplantae, Streptophyta, Magnoliopsida, Poales, Poaceae. The record is from RefSeq and is a predicted model, not a curated record. Gene Ontology annotation, cellular component: nuclear exosome (RNase complex); cytoplasmic exosome (RNase complex). Gene Ontology annotation, biological process: nuclear polyadenylation-dependent rRNA catabolic process; U5 snRNA 3'-end processing; exonucleolytic trimming to generate mature 3'-end of 5.8S rRNA from tricistronic rRNA transcript (SSU-rRNA, 5.8S rRNA, LSU-rRNA). The transcript is spliced from 8 exons.